GCACCCAAGAAGGCCAAGAGAAGGGCAGCAGCAGAAGGGAGCUCCAAUGUCUUCUCCAUGUUUGACCAGACUCAGAUCCAGGAGUUCAAGGAGGCUUUUACUGUAAUUGACCAGAACCGGGAUGGCAUUAUUGACAAGGAGGAUCUCCGGGAUACCUUUGCUGCCAUGGGCCGCCUCAAUGUGAAGAACGAGGAACUCGAUGCAAUGAUGAAGGAAGCCAGUGGGCCCAUCAACUUCACUGUCUUCCUGACCAUGUUUGGAGAAAAGCUUAAGGGUGCAGACCCUGAGGACGUGAUCACUGGAGCCUUCAAGGUCCUGGACCCAGAGGGGAAGGGCACCAUCAAGAAGCAGUUCCUGGAGGAGCUGCUUACUACACAGUGUGACAGAUUUUCCCAGGAGGAGAUCAAGAACAUGUGGGCAGCCUUCCCUCCAGAUGUGGGCGGUAACGUAGACUACAAGAACAUCUGCUAUGUCAUCACACACGGUGACGCUAAGGACCAGGAAUAGGGGACCCAAGGCCUCAGAAGACCUAGAUAGGCAUCUAGUCUCUCCAACUCUCACCCGACCCUCAAUAAAACUCAACUGGUCUUUGUUUCUUA
Messenger RNA from Cricetulus griseus (Chinese hamster), 599 nucleotides. The record is from RefSeq and is a predicted model, not a curated record. NCBI's taxonomy places the organism in Eukaryota, Metazoa, Chordata, Mammalia, Rodentia, Cricetidae.